UUUAUCAUUCGAAAACUUAUUAUUAACCACAAUUGCUCAAUGGUUGUGAGAACUAGUGAUCAAAGGCAGGCAACAUCGAGUGUAAUUGGUGAAUACAUUAAAUCCAAGUACACCAACCUCAAAACUGUAUACAAACCGGCUGAUAUUUUGAGAGACAUGAGAGAUGAUCAUGGAAUAAAAAUGAGCUACUCUAAAGCCUACAGAUCGAAAGUAGUAGCUCAAGAAAUGGUAAGAGGAAAACCUUAUGACUCUUUUUCAUUAAUACCAAGCUACUUGUACAUGCUAGUGGUUGCAAAUCCGGGUUCGUUUGUCAAGUUGGAAGUAAAAGAUGACAAUAGCUUCCUUUAUGUUUUCAUGGCAUUGAAUGCAUCUAUAAAAGGAUGGGAGUUCUGCAUUCCGGUAAUUGCUGUUGAUGGCACUUUCCUUACUUCAGCCUAUGGAGGUAUGCUUUUAACAGCAUGUGCACAAGAUGGAAAUGGUAAGAUAUUUCCUCUAGCUUUUUCAGUAGUGGAUUCUGAAAACGAUGACUCCUGGGAGUGGUUUAUGAGGAGAAUUAGAGAUGCAUUUAAGAUGCGAAGUGACAUGUGUAUAGUCUCUGAUCGACAUGAAAGCAUAAAAAAUGCAGCCAUUGCAGUUUUUCCAGAAGCUUCCCAUGUAUUGUGCACAUUUCAUUUAUUCAACAAUGUUAAAAGAAACUUCAAGAAGUCAUCAAAACCACUACGAGAAGCAUUUUAUGGGGCAGCAAAAGCCUACACAACUGAGGCAUUUGACUACUACAUGAAGCAACUUGACGGUAUGUGCAGAGGUUUAAAGACUUACCUAGAAGCUGUUAAGUAUAAAAAAUGGGCACGAGCACAUUGCGAAAAUAACAGGCACAAAGUCAUGACAACUAAUAUUGCAGAAUCAAUGAAUUCAAGAAUAAAGGCAGGUAAGGAUCUCCCAAUCACUACACUACUUGAGUACCUACGAAAAAUGGUGCAAGAAUGGAGCUACGCGAAUAGGCAUUUGGCACGAUCAACUUUCACAAACCUAUCAAAAAGAGCAGAAGAUAUAUUGAAUGACAAUUACAUUCAGUCAUUGAAAUUAGUGGUUUCAAAUUCAAAUGACAAUGUGAAGACAGUCUAUGAUCAUAAAACAAAGUUCAUUGUCGACCUUAAAGAAAGAACGUGCACAUGUAGGAGAUUCGACAUUGAUGAAAUUCCUUGCCCACAUGCAAUGGCAAUACUCAAAGAAUUCAAUCAAGAUCCUUACAAAUUUUGUUCGCAUUAUUUCACAAAAGAAACAAUACUGAAGACAUAUGAAGAAACAGUAUAUCCAGUGGUAGAUGAAAGUUUGUGGAAUGUCCCAGAAGAAGUGGCACAAAAGAUUGUUAAUACACCACAAGGAAGAACAAAGUCGGGAAGGCCUAGGAAGAAAAGAAUUAGAUCUGCCGAGGAAACUACAAAUCAUAACAAGUGCAGCAGAUGUGAAAAAAAAGGACACAAUGUGAAGACAUGCAGGAAUAUGCCUAAGAAAAAAUGAUCCAAUUUAUUAAAGUUCACUUCAGGUUGAUAUAAGGUUGUUUUGAGGUUCAAAUACAUUUCAAUUAAAAAGACAUAUUGAAGUUUUAAAGUAAUAUAAAUUUCAAUUUCUUUAUAUAUAAAAUGUCCUAUAUAUUAAUGCAA
Molecule: messenger RNA, 1664 nt
Organism: Mercurialis annua (annual mercury)
Lineage: Eukaryota; Viridiplantae; Streptophyta; Magnoliopsida; Malpighiales; Euphorbiaceae
Exons: 2
Coding region: 40-1521 (493 amino acids)
Molecular function (GO): zinc ion binding
Source: RefSeq, a predicted model, not a curated record